Triticum turgidum subsp. durum (durum wheat) is the source of this 930-nucleotide messenger RNA. NCBI's taxonomy places the organism in Eukaryota, Viridiplantae, Streptophyta, Magnoliopsida, Poales, Poaceae. The record is from the annotation of a GenBank genome assembly.
AUGUCGACCGACGCCGCUGCCGCCGACAUCCCGGUGCCUCAGGUGGAGGCGACCGCCGACCCCGUCGCGGAGACCACCGCUGCCGCCGCCGCCGGCGACGCGAAGCCGGCCAAGGCGACCAAGGCCAAGGCCGCCAAGACCCCCAAGGCGCCCAAGGCGAAGAAGCCCUCCGCCCCGAGGAAGCCCAAGGCCACCCCCGCCCACCCGACCUACGCUGAGGUGCGUGUUUGCCCUGAUCUGACUGGUUUUGUUCGCCCGUGCUUUGUGUUUGCGCAGAUGGUGUCGGAGGCGAUCACCACGCUGAAGGAGAGAGGCGGGUCGAGCACCGUGGCCAUCGGCAAGUUCAUCGAGGACAAGCACAAGGCGCACCUCCCGGCCAACUUCCGCAAGAUCAUGCUGACGCAGAUCAAGAAGCUCGUCGCCGCCGGCAAGCUGACCAAGGUCAAGGCCUCCUACAAGCUCGCCAAGGCCCCCGCAGCGCCCAAGAAGCCCAAGACCAAGGUGCCAGCCAAGAAGAAGCCGGCGGCGAAGAAGAAGGCCCCGGCCAAGAAGCCCGCCGCCAAGUCCCCAGCCAAGAAGAAGGCCGCCGCCAAGCCCAAGGCCAAGGCCCCAGCCAAGACCAAGGCCGCCGCCAAGCCCAAGGCGGCAGCGAAGCCCAAGGCAGCCGCCAAGACCAAGGCUCCAGCCAAGACCACCAAGGCCGCCGCGAAGCCCAAGCCGGCCGCCAAGGCGAAGGCGCCCGCCAAGCCGAAGGGCCGCCCCGCCAAGGCCGCCAAGACCUCCGCCAAGGACGCGCCAGGGAGGAAGGCGCCCGCCGCCGCCGCCACCCCCAAGAAGGCCGCCCCCAGGAAGCCGCCCACCAAGCGGUCGGCGCCGGUGAAGAAGGCCACGCCCGCCAAGAAGGCCCCCGCCAAGAAGGCCAAGAAGUAG